AAGCGGCUGCACCCGUAGCAGAACACCCGCUGGAGAUUCUCGAGCGAGAAGGAGCGAGGGUCGUCAAAGGACGGAGAUCCCAGGCUCAGCGCGGUAGGAGACCAGCCAGAAGUGGACACGGCCCGGAGGAGGAUAAAAUAAGCGAAUCAGCAGGUCGUUGUCGUAAUUCUGGCUACGUCACACCGGUGCUACCCCUCUACACUCGACGGAGGGUUGUAUACCCUCGUGUAGGGGGGCACGACGCGGCGCGAAACGUAGGCGGGGGUUGGGGAGAAACGCGGCGGGUUCGAGGGGCGGUGGGACAGGCGGUGGUGAGAGGAACGCGCGGAACGCUUUAUGAAUGAAUGUUUCCACGCCAAGUGUGGCGAGAGAGCGAGAGAGGUACCCGUGUGUCCCACGUGUAAACACAAUAAUACCGACGUUUCCAUUCAUCAGGUCGACCCCGGGGCAAAGCACGCCGCGACCUCGAGAAAUGCCUUUCGAGGCGCCACGUGGGGAUCUCGCACAGCCCCACCCUUAUACCUCGAAUCUAUCCCCUCCUUUUUUAUCCCCCCCGACCCUUCGCGGCACUGUUUAAAAAGCGAUUUCAGUCUCUCCUUCUCGGCUCGCCGCGCAACAACCGCCCUCGUCGCAUCCUAUCGAGCUUCUUGAACGGGCGCGAAUCGAGGCCGCGGCCGACACCCCCGACCUUGCCUUUCGACGCUCGCGGACAAUUAAGGAUUCCCUUUCGUCCAACGGUCGAUCCCGCGGCUCCCUCCUCCAGUAAUCAACGAAACUGGAGGAUGUUUUCGCGUGCGAGGAUUGUCGUAAUAACUGAGACCAGGAGGCAAACUGCAAGGUGCGUUGGGUUUCUGGGAGGACGAGUCGAGGCAAAGGGGACUCGUUGAAGUCGUGGGCGGAGCGCAGCGUUUGGUCCUUAGUAUGCGCCAUGGAAUUAGGUUUGAUCUCGGAGCCCCGUCAGACAAGUGUCUCGUUCGCAGCGCUCUCGAAUGACGGGUCGCCCGUGAGAACGAGUGCGUCGGUUUCCAAGGAAUUUCCCUCGAUAAAUUCCCCGAUUCCCGGGAAUCGUAACGAUCGCGAUGGAAUGGAAUUCGUCGCGAGGAUGCCCACGUCGCGAACUGCCAGAAAGUCUUCGUUGAAGCUGACCAGCCGCGACAAAAGGAUGAGAUCGUUGACGACGGAGAGGAACGCGACGGUGGAUCAUUUUUGGAAAUCGUGCAAGAGGAGAGUGGGAAGACCGAAGAAACGGGUAGAACCUAAUCGCGAGGACUCGGAGUUCAAGAUGAAGGCGAAUCUUUGUUACGAUCGAAUAGAGAACGUCCAGGUUUUCCCAGGGAUCGCUCGUCAGGUUUCCUCGACCUCCAGGUCGCUGCACGCGAAGAAAAGCGCGGUGAUGCAAUCGAGUAUCUUCCAAAUGCCCACCACCGCGGCUAGAAACAGUUAUCCCGAUCGCAAGUUGAGUCGCGGAGGCGACAGGCUGGUGGGUAAACGUCGAACGAAGAGAAGGACCAAACGCGGAAGACCCGCGAGGAUCGUUGAAAACGUCGAUCCCUCGAAGAUCGUGCCGUCUUACAGCAGAAGUGCUGCUGCAGCGUGUCGGGGGAAAGAGAAAGUCCUCAACGGGGACACCACCAUCGACGUCCAGUGGGAAUAUCGUGAACAGGAUCUGCGUCCUUCGACGAACGCGCGCGAGGACAGGGAAUCCAUGAUGAACGAUCUCCGAGGUCAACAUUUUCAGACGACCUGUUACGAGUCGGCAUCCCCUAACCACACCCCAAUAAUCGAGGAAUCACCAUCGACUUCGGACACGGAGGACGCGUACCCAGCGCAUGAAUCCGAAAAUUCACAAGAAUUCUUCGUCCAUCCGGGCCAAGCAACGAUGUUCGACGACGUCCACACGCUCCCAUUGGCCGAGAGGAUCUCGACUGGGAGCAAAUCCUCCACCGACGAUGUCGAUUAUUCCGCGAAAAGCGACGACGAGGAUCGACCCGAAUAUCCUGAAAAGAACCCUGGAUCCAGCGAUUUCUGUACUGUUUCGAACCAUUCAAACGUCGGAUCCGAGAACGAGGAACCCUCUCCGAUUAAAAGACGUCGACGACGAACGAAAUGCAAUCGACGGAAGUGUUCUUUGGUUCGCCGUGACAAGGUGGCCAGCGAGAGGAGGGUUCUGGGUGGGAAAAAUAACGAUGCUCGAUGCAAAUCAGCGGAAAGUGUAAGGAACUGCUACGGAAAGCAAACCUCGGUGAAGAGGAACAAGGUAACCGCGAAUGGGAACGUUAACGCCUCGUCUAUCAGGAAGUUUGCGAAAAAUCACACGCAAAGAGCAAAAAUAUUCAAAAACGACGAGGAAUAUCACGAUUUGAAGAGGGUGACUCGGGGAUCGACGAAAAUCAGCAAGGAGAACUUCGUUGGGAAGCUGGUGUGGGGAUCUUGUUCAGGAUGGUGGCCAGCAUUAAUCAUCGAUGCGGACCAUGUGGGAAUGUUGUCUGAGGCGGGAAAAUUGUGGGUUUACUGGAUCGGAGAAGCUCGUAUAUCAUUACUGAACGAAAAAACACAGAUCGAAUCGUUCACAUGCAACCUGCACUACAGACUGAUGCAGAACUCGAACGUGGCGCGGAGCCGAGCCAUUGACGCAACUAUGCAGAUUCUACGAGCACGGCUGGGCUGCACCCUGACGAAGCCGUACUCGUCCUGGAUUGAAAAUAAUUUCUCGGAUGGGCUGGAGUCGCUCGAUGAAUUCAAGUUCUACCCGUACCCGAAUAGAAUACAACAGAGACUGAACUGCCUGAAGGAGAAGAAUUCGAAAGUCACCGAGAAAUACUUGCUGGAUCAGAAACGUGAGGCGCAGGUGAAAAAGGUGAUCGAGAGACCGAAAGAGUCGCCGCAGCCGAACGACGCUGAUGCGUCGCGUUUGCCUUUGAAGGAGCAACAUCCAGGAGUCAUAACGUGGGCUAAAAUCGCCGGGCACAAUUGGUGGCCAGCAAUGAUUAUCGAUUACCGGGAUUGUUGCAUGCGCGAGCCGGGCUUCGGUUGCCAAUGGAUCAUGUGGUACGGCGACUACAAGCUUUCGGAGGUACAUCAUCAGUCGUUUAUGAGGUUCGACCGUGGCAUCGAGAAACUUCGCGACUACAUAAACAACACCAAGAAGCACGCCUAUCUCGUCGGGGUCCUCCAGGCUGCCAAGGAUUACUGCUCUCGUUUGGGAUGCGAAACCGAUAAUUGGACGCUGGUGGGCGUGUUCAAAUAUUUCUCGAAAACGGACCGUCUCCAGCCGCAAUACGACCACCCCAGAAAGGGCGACUCCGUCAAAAUAUACGAUAAAUACUCGGCGCACAUCGUGAAGCAGCUGAACGAGCUGAAGAACAAUCCGAACAUCGACGACAAACGAGCGGACGACUUGAAGAGCAGCGACGAUUUACGGUCCGUAGUAAGCGGGAAGGUCCCGUUGGAGUCGUUGUGUCUGAAGUGUCUGAAGACUCCCAGCGGCGCAACGGAGGCUCACCCGUUUUUCGAGGGAUCCCUGUGCAAGGACUGCUCGGAACAAUACAAGCCCUGCAUGUUCGUGUUUGGCAACGAUGCAAAAUGCUUUUACUGCACCAUCUGCGCCAGUUCCGGAAUGGUGAUCAUCUGCGACAACGAGGACUGCCCAAGGGUUUACUGCACUGCUUGCAUGAAGCACCUGCUGUGCCCGACAACGUACGAUAACGUGCUGCAGGAGGAUCCUUGGGAGUGCUUCCUUUGCCAAGGCAGCUCCGGCGUGUCCUCCGAUACGAUUGUCAGGCCACGACCGAACUGGAAGGACAAAAUAAUUGACAUGUUCCGUACAAAGAGUAAUUCGAAUAUGCAAGUGGCACGCUGCGAGAAGAAGAGAAGAAUACGUGUUCUCUCCUUAUUCGAUGGCCUGAGCACUGGCCUGUUGGUACUUCUCAAGCUGGGCUUGGCCGUGGAUGUCUAUUACGCGAGCGAAAUCGAUCCCGACGCGUUAAUGGUCAGCGCAUCGCAUUUCGGCGACCGCAUUGUCCAUCUAGGCGACGUGAUGGAUAUAACAUGCCAGAAGAUCAAGGAAAUGACACCGAUCGAUCUGUUGAUCGGUGGAUCACCGUGCAACGAUUUGAGCCUCGCUAAUCCGGCACGACUCGGGCUCCACGACCCAAAGGGAACCGGUGUUCUCUUCUUCGAAUACUGUCGAAUCAUGAAGCUGGUGAAAAAGCUGAACAACGGACGUCCCCUGUUUUGGAUGUACGAAAACGUCGCCUCGAUGCCAACCGAGUACAGAUUAGAAAUGAACAAACACCUGGGUCAGGAACCAGACGUGAUAGACUCGGCGGAUUUCUCCCCUCAGCACAGGUUGAGACUUUAUUGGCAUAAUUUGCCAAUGGAACCGCACUCGUUGUCGUCGCAGGGUGAGCAGGACGUCCAAGACAUACUCACGCCCCACUGUCAGCGAUACGCGCUGGUGAAGAAGAUCCGAACUGUUACUACAAAAGUUAAUUCCCUGAAGCAAGGUAAAUCAGCCUUGAAACCGAUUCUGAUGAAGGACGAGAGCGACUCGCUGUGGAUCACCGAGCUCGAGGAGAUAUUUGGAUUCCCGCGACAUUAUACUGACGUGAAGAAUCUAUCAGCGACAAAGCGGCAGAGAUUAAUAGGAAAAUCAUGGAGCGUGCAAACUCUGACCGCCAUUUUGGGAUCACUCUGUCCCUACUUCGAGUGCAAUACAGUUAACGAAUAG
This is a messenger RNA of Hylaeus anthracinus, 4729 nucleotides long. RefSeq lists its product as uncharacterized. Gene Ontology annotation, cellular component: nucleus. NCBI's taxonomy places the organism in Eukaryota, Metazoa, Arthropoda, Insecta, Hymenoptera, Colletidae. Bases 929 to 4729 code for a protein of 1266 amino acids. The transcript has 19 exons. The record is from RefSeq and is a predicted model, not a curated record. Gene Ontology annotation, molecular function: methyltransferase activity.